Gymnogyps californianus (California condor) is the source of this 429-nucleotide messenger RNA. It is a transcript of the gene CTXN2, whose product is annotated as cortexin 2. Lineage: Eukaryota; Metazoa; Chordata; Aves; Accipitriformes; Cathartidae. The transcript has 3 exons. Bases 169 to 414 code for a protein of 81 amino acids. The record is from RefSeq and is a predicted model, not a curated record.
CCGCGGAAAGCUCCGCGCUCCGCCACCAUGGGCAGCGCGGGCGCGGAGGAGAAGGAAGGUCAAACUUAAUAGAAAAAUUGGAAGUAUGCCCAAUGAAAAUCUAUACUGCAGGCAAAGAAGCAAUAGAGGUGAAAAUCCCACGGAGUCACCAGGAUGUGAUGCCCAACGAUGAGCAGUAAUUACUGCAGCAACACUUCAGCCAGCAUGAGUGUCAACGAAAUGUCUGCCUUCCCUCUGACUUUAGAGCAAAAAACUGGCUUUGCCUUUGUGGGGAUUUUGUGUGUUUUCUUGGGACUUCUAAUUAUCAGAUGCUUCAAAAUCUUGCUAGACCCCUACAGCAGUAUGCCUUCUUCUACGUGGGAAGAUGAAGUUGAGGGGUUGGAUAAAGGAACAUUUGAAUAUGCUCUUGCAUGAAACCUCACAGAAUAC